Molecule: messenger RNA, 886 nt
Organism: Leguminivora glycinivorella
Lineage: Eukaryota; Metazoa; Arthropoda; Insecta; Lepidoptera; Tortricidae
Exons: 5
Coding region: 63-857 (264 amino acids)
Source: RefSeq, a predicted model, not a curated record
CCGUAAAGUUGAUUGUAUUUAUUUACGGCCCACGUGCCCGUUAAACCCCUGUAGAGUUCGCGAUGCUGGCACAUUUGGAGCUCACUGUUCUGACGGCACUAAACGCAUUUAUUUUAUCAUUGUGUGAUAAAGUCGAUGUACAAAAAAUUCCACUGGCACCGAACGAGGCAUCCGUUCUUGAGAGCAAAGAUGUUUUACUGCAAAUGCUAGAAAAAAAAUUGAAAGAAAUAAAAGAAAACAAGAAAUCGAAAAACGGAAACGGUGACAUUUUGCCAAAGAACGUAGAUUUCAAUCUGAAAUCUAAUGGAAUUAGCGCUGUCGGCGACACUGAUCUUCUUUUGCGAUACGGCGCAAAUGGGCAAGGAACUGUUAAUAUGACUGCCGAAGGCAUCUCAAAUGUGGGAAGAGUACAGCUCCUUUUAGGGACGGGUGACAACGGAUUACGCAUACCGGGCCUCAGUAAUCUGUUCUCUGGUUCUUCAGUCAGAUCCGGCGAUAAAAAUAUGGACAAUCAGUUACAACUUGCCAGUCAAAAUGAUUUUGGAUUCAGAAGGCAAACUAACGGCCCAAGUACUAACAAUACUGAAGAUAAAGUAAAUGAAGAUGCAGCAACUGCUGUUGCUGGAAAUGAUAAUAAAGCAAACAUAGAUGAAAAAGCUAAAGCAGAUACAGUAAACGGUACAGGAACUGGCAACCCAACUAUUGCUGCUACAGGAGGGAAUGUACCGAUAAUACCAAAUGCCAAUCCUUCAAAUGCAUCAGCCAAUGUUGUAAACCCCAAUCCUGCUAUCAAAAGUGACGCUGCUGCUGUUAAUGGUGCGGCAAAUAAUGGAGAAAAUUUAAAUAACAUUAGGUAAAUAAUCAUAAAUAUACGUUUUCUCUAAAA